Messenger RNA from Schistosoma margrebowiei, 1584 nucleotides. Lineage: Eukaryota; Metazoa; Platyhelminthes; Trematoda; Strigeidida; Schistosomatidae. The record is from the annotation of a GenBank genome assembly.
GAGCAAACGCAGAUUUUUGAAAUUGUUCAUUUAUUGAAUUUCUCUUGUUAGCUCAUUUAUUGACCGAUAUCCCUUCAUACCUUAUCUUCACAAUCAUCGUUAUCAAAUUUUGGACUUAUUCAGUUAUAACUUCAGAAUAAACAUUCAUUAUGAAACGAAAUAGUGAUGUGUCGACAGAAUUAAACCUAGAGAAUUUAAAAGAAUUAGCAUCAACUUAUGCGGCUUGCUUACAAAACAAACCGACACCGGCAUCAAGUUUUAUAAGUAAAAUGAUGAGAAUGGAAUAUGAAUUAGAUAAAAAGGAUGACAGAUUAUUCGCAAUAUAUUUAAAACUUUGUGGUAAUAACCAUCAUUUGGAUGCCAUUCAAUUGACUAGUGUUGAUCUUCCACCAUUGUGUAUGGCUUUAUCCCUUAAACCAUGUAUUACAAUGUUGGAUUUACGCUACAAUUUUAUUAAAGAUGAAGGAGUUGAGAUAUUAUGUGAAUUCUUAAAUGUAGAUAAUCUGUUAGAAGAAUUAAAUCUAAUGUGUAAUGAUAUCACAGAGAAAGGUGCACAGUUUCUUGCUAAUUCUUUAAAGAAUAACAGAAAUUUGGUUAUCUUAAAAAUGACUGGAAACCCAAUUGGCUCUAAAGGAGGUCUAUACUUUGCUCAAGCGCUACAAAUAAACGAUACACUUGAAUUCAUAGAUCUUGGAGAAUGUGAUCAGGAUAUAACUAGUUGUAUUGCAUUCGCUACUGUAUUGAAAAGUAAUAAGUCAAUUAUUGGGAUUAAUCUAAAUCGACAGAUAUCAUGGACGUUGCAAGAAGAAUCAACUGUACAUUUCGCUGAUAUGCUAUGUAUUAAUAAAACUUUAAAAGAAUUACACUUAGCGAAAUGUGAUAUGCGUGAUUUUGGAGCAGCACGUUUAGCUGAAGCGAUGGAACGUAAUGAUACAUUAGAAUUAUUAGAUAUAAGCGCCAACCGUAUUUCACGUGAUGGAGCCAUUUUAUUAUCCAGAGUAAUCAGUAUGAAUUGCCCAUUGGUCGUUUUGGAUCUGGCAUUCAAUCGAGUUCAAUGUAAAGGAGCUAUGGCUUUGGCAGAUGCAUUGGUUUAUAAUACACAUUUAAAAGUUCUUGCAGUACAGUUUUGUGAGUUGAAAGGGCCUGGACUUUGUGCAUUGGCUGAAUCGUUGAUUACAAAUCUUACUUUGGAGUGUAUUUAUAUUUGGGGGAAUGAACAUGAAGAAGCAGCGUGUAAAGCAUUCGCUAAUUUAAUCUGCAUAAAUCGUUUACUAGAAAAUUGCACUGAUAUAAGACCUUAUAUUGUUGAUGGUAGAACUUAUUUAGCUUACUUACCUCAUGAUUGUACUUAUAGGCAAUAUCGAUUUUCUGUACCUUGGUGGAAAUUUCAAGCACCAACUGAUCGAUCGAUUGCACUUUCUUAAUGUCAUUUCAUUGAAAUUAUAUAUUUUUUAAAUUGUUGUUGUAUUACUUCACAAUAUUAUUUUUAUUAUCAUUUAUUUUUUUCAUUGCUUAAUUGUUUCUUAUUAUUCUUAGAAUUAAUUAAUGAAUUAAUGCGCCUUUGAUAAUGUUGAAUUUUUCGCC